GCAGGUGUGAGGGGUGGUGGUGGCCUCUGGGUUCACGGCGUUGCGCAGCCGCCUGCGAGCUCCGGCGUUUGCUGGUGGUCCUGGUGUGGGCAGUCCUCACUUUUCGAUCCAGGUAGAUCUUCCCCGUUCCCGAUAAGGACAGAGGAACCUCGACAACUUCUCUGGCCCAGAUUUCUCUAGGGUGGGAUAAAAUGAGUAAGAGGAAGAAGCUUCGGACCUCAGGAGGGGAAGGAAUCCAUCCUCCGAAACUUCCAAGGAACCCAAGGCCAGGAAACUCUGACAGGGCCCCCCAGAGUUCCAGGUUGGGCCAUUUGCGUCACGCUGAAGAGACAGAGAGCAGAUCAGGACCCACUCCCUCUGCAGAGCAGUGCAGGGAGGAACUGGGACAGACAGCCUCCAGCUCUCCUGAUAAGGAAGCAGGAGCUCUACCCAGGCUCCUUGGGCAGCCAGAAAAGGAGCCAGUUCCCCUUCCUCCUUCCCAGAACUCAGUCGGGAGGUUUGUCCCCCAGUUUGCAAAACCCAGGAAGACAGCGACAAGACAAGCAGAGAGGAGGGAAGAGGACCUCGGGAGUGGGGCCUUCGGCUCGGAAGCACUGCCAGAACCCAGUGCCCUGCAGGCCAGAGGCCAGCCUCAGGAGGAGUUCCCCCAGCUUGCCCUCCAGGGCAGGGGAGGCGCUCAGGAGGCCAGGGACUCAGAAGACCAGACCCAGGCAGAGAGCACCCGCCCCAAGCCCAGUGGCCAAAGCCCUGUGACACCUGUGUCCGGCGACAGGGAUCCUCAGCCCUUGGCCUCCACCAGCGCCUCUCCAGAGUGGGGGACGGUACCCUCAGCCUCAGAGAGGGCCAGCCAGGACCACCUGUCAGAGCACGGGACCCACAUGCCAGAUGGUGGAAGCACAGAGGAAGGUUGGGUUCCAGGCGAUCACGGCCAGAGAGGGCACCUGCCAGGCAGUGAUGCUGAAGAGAAAGAGCCAGACCGAGCAGCCCCCCAGGAGGGAGAUGCCCACGGGGGAGCAGAAGCUGACUUGCCUGAGGGGUGCCAGAAGGAAGGAGAUGGCAUCCUGGGCCCAGAGCCCGGAUCUGCAGUCCAGGGCCCUCCUGGGACUGGUGGGGGAGCAGAGUGGAGCUGUAGCAGCCCAAGAUGCUCCCCACUUGGGGCCGUUGUCAUCACAGAUGUGAGCACAGACCCCACUGAGCCAGAACAGAGGGCUCUGGGGGCGACUGGGCCAGACAGGGUGGUCAGUGCCAGGAUGCUUGCCUCUCCCAGUGGGAGGGCUGCUGAUGGAGGCCGCGGCGGGGCCCUGCUUGACCACAUGUCUCUCACUGGGGAGAGCACAGGAGGCAGGGGGGAGGCACGGCAGGAAGACAAGCCCCCUGGUGAUGUCCUGGGGUGCCUUGCGGCCUCCCUGGUUCUGGCUCAUGAGAUCCAAGAGCCCACAGUAGGUGCUGGGGAUUCCAGCCCUUUCACCUUGGAAACGGGUCCAGGUGUUGGUCAGACACAGUUGCCAGGCCCGGAUCAGGAGGGGCUGGGAGGUGUGUGCUUGCUGCCUUUGCCGUCACAGGCUGUGGGUGAAAAGGCAGCCGAGUUAGGGAGUCAGAGCCACAAACAAGACCUCCAGGGGCUCGGUUUGUCCCUUGGAGCCUCUCCUCCACCAGUGUACAGAGAAGCAGUGGACCGCCUGCCCCAGGAUGCAGGGUCAUGCCAGGGCAGCUCAGAUACCCACACAGGCCUGGCAGGCCAGCCCCAGCACCCUCCUGACUCUUCCGAGCAGGCCAUCUGGGAGGGGUCCCCAGCCAUGGAACUCGACUUCCUGCCAGACAGCCAGAUACAGGAUGCCCUGCAAGCCCCUGGCUUUGAAGCCCCACCAGAGCAGUUGUUUCCUGCAGGGAGCAGGCUGGACCCUUGCUGGCCUGGCACCAGCCCACAUGCCGACAGCGGCCCCCUUGCUGAGGCCCAGCCAAGGACCCGAAUGGGGAUGGAGACCUGCGAGGCUGCCAGGAUGGAGGAUGCAACAGACACCGUGCGUGGCCUAAUCAUCGAGCUGUCCAGCUUGAACCGGCUGAUCAUGGGCACCCGCCGGGACCUGGAGGCCUUCAAGCGCCUCAACUACUACCGGAAAGCAAAGCCGGCAGGGAAGGCCCCCGCACCCUACACACCAGAGGGGGCUGGGAGUCUCCCUCGAGGGGAGCAGUCCUGGAGGGACUCGUAGACUGCUCCCAGACCACCUGGGGAUCGGGCUGUGUGUGCUCUUGCAAGCUCGCUGGCCCCCAGAACUGCCUCCUGUUCCUGCCAAACAGCUGGAAGCAAUCCCUCAGCAGGCCCCAGGAAGCCUGCAGGCCCCUGCCUGCCCCCUGGUAUUUUGUUACCCUUUGAGACGCUCCAGCAGGUCCCCCGGUGGGCCCCAGUAACCUCCCCUCAGCUGACCCGGAAGUCAGCUUCCCACGGGAAACACAGGAGGCCCUCCCUGCCUUUGUCAACAGCCUCCCUUGGGAGUCACACCAGGAGGGAACCUGCUCCUCCCUGUGGUGGAGGCUGGAGGCAGAGAGGCUGGCUGGGGCCCCAGGAAGCCGGCUGCAUCUGAGCUGGGGGCUCAGAGCUGCCCAGAUGUUUAUCUGGGUUUGCAAAUUUGGUCUCCUCAGCCAAGGUUACGAGGUUACGGAAGGUUCAUAAUUUGUUUCUUUCCUGGAGGAGAAAAGGGUUCACUUUGUUGGUUCUACCCUUGUCUUCCUCUGGAUUUCCAUUUUAUUUCUUCUGGGAAGUCUGUUAAUAAAUGAUCCCCUA
This is a messenger RNA of Hippopotamus amphibius kiboko, 2782 nucleotides long. It is a transcript of the gene BRME1, whose product is annotated as break repair meiotic recombinase recruitment factor 1. The transcript is spliced from 10 exons. Gene Ontology annotation, biological process: double-strand break repair involved in meiotic recombination. NCBI's taxonomy places the organism in Eukaryota, Metazoa, Chordata, Mammalia, Artiodactyla, Hippopotamidae. The record is from RefSeq and is a predicted model, not a curated record. Bases 192 to 2210 code for a protein of 672 amino acids.